AUGGAUGUAGAAUAAGUAGAACUGAACAUUGCGCCUUAAAUAUCUGAUUCUAAUUAAGGGAAUGAUUAAGUCUAAAAUUCGUAGCUUGCUCUUAAUUCAGUAUAUUUAAAUGCUAGACAAUCAUAUUUAUAUAAGAAAGGAAAACUUUAAUUUUUAACUUUAAAAAGAUCAACAUAGGCUAUCUUAAUUUACAGAAUAUUUUAUGUUCUUCUUUGUAUAAUACCAUUUUAUAAAUGCCCAUUUUAAUGCAAUAAUACUCUAUUGAAUAUUUUAUUACUGAUCUGUAUUGGAUUAGAAUCGUAAUCAAAAAAUUUAUGAUUAGUUUUAAGAUAGCAGAUUCAAUAUAUUAUUUAAAAAAGGUUACAUAUUAUUUGUAACUUUUUUCAUCAUAAGAUCCAUAAUAAGUCAUACCAUUUUCAAUUAAUGACUUUUAAACGAUAUUUGCAUUAAGAAAUGCCAUAGAUAUGUUGCAUAAAAAUUCAUUCUAUUUCAGAAUCAUAAAUAAUAUGUAUUUACUUAAGCUAUUUUCAGAAUUUGGAUUAUUUAUUACAUAUUUUAUGUAGCCUUCUUUUUUAGCAAUGCUUUAUAUUAUACUAGUAAAAAUAUGCUUAUAUUAUAGAUGAAUAAAAUGUUAUAGUUUGCUUUAUGCUUAUUAUAAUUUCUUUAGACUCAGCUUUUUUUAUAUUCCCAUAUAUUAUUAAUUUCAUUGGAUGGAUUUGCUUGAAAUCUUAUGAUGCCAUUAAGAAAUUAACAUCCAAAAAUAAUGUAAAUAACUUAUUCAUCUCUAGAAACUUAUUAGAUCAUUAAAAAAAGAGAAAUAUAUUGAAGGCUAAUAACUGUCUGAUGAAAAUAUUUGUAUAAUUUGUUGGGAUUAAUUUAAAAAAGAUGAAUACUAUACACGAUUAAAAUGUAAUAAAAACCAUAUAUUUCACAUAACAUGCAUAAAAAUAUGGAUUAAAACAAAUAUAACUUGUCCAGUUUGUAGAUCCUAGUUAGUUUGA
This is a messenger RNA of Paramecium sonneborni, 1001 nucleotides long. NCBI's taxonomy places the organism in Eukaryota, Ciliophora, Oligohymenophorea, Peniculida, Parameciidae. The record is from the annotation of a GenBank genome assembly.